GCGUUCUCGCGCACACCGUUCUCGCGCGGCUCUUGCGAAAUUCCACGGGGCAGAUGAAUGCCACCGCGUAUUAAGUACAGGAGUGAUCCUUACGUUGCGAGGAUAUCGCGCGCAUUAUCCCGAGAAAGAUGUUGGUUCCGGCCAGAAACAUCGCCGCCGCCGGCACGCUCGUCUUCGUAUCGCGAUUCCUCGCUCUAACGACACUCGUCGGUGCCACGACCUUGCCGCCCAGAAUGCUGCAGGAUCUCGGUAGGCGCACCAACGUCUCCAUGGAGCGGUACAGUCAGGCGGAACGGGCGAUCCUGAACUCCCGCACGCAUCUGAACCGCGGCUCGCCGUCCUGGUUCCUCGGCGCCUCGCAUGAGAUGACCGAGGGCGCCCAGAAUCUGUCGAGAAGGGCCUUGAGGAUCGAGACGAUGGCGGUGAUGCUCGUGGAGGCGCUCAACAUGUCGUCGAAGCAAGCGUCCUCGGUGCUGCCAACGGUGGCCGCGAUCCUGUGCCCCGACUCACCCAGCUUCCUGCGGGUGAUGUCGGACUGCAAGAAGACGGAUGUCCGUUUCAGGACGCACACCGGUCGGUGCAACAACGCGCUGCACCCGACCUGGGGCGCGGCUCUGGAGUCUUACGUGAGAUUCCUGCCGCCGGAGUACGAGGACGGCGUUUCUCUGCCCCGUACAAAGCUGCCGAGCGCGAGAGAAGUCUCCUCGAAGGUACAUUCCGGCGGGUUGGACCUUAAGCAUCCUUACUUGAUGGCGCUCACCGCGCUUUUCAGCCAGUUCCUCGCUCACGACCUGGCGCACACGCCCAGGAUGGAAUUGCCGGACGGCACCAGGCUCAAGUGCUGCGACGUCGACUAUGAAAACUUCCACCCCGAGUGCUUCCCCAUCCGGGCGGAGAACCCAGUCGGGUGCAUGGAGUACGCACGGUCGGCGCCGCAUCCUGGAAAUUCGUUACAGGGUUGCAAGUUGGGCUCAAGGCAGCAGAUCAACCAGGCGUCCUCCUACCUCGACCUGUCGCCGCUCUACGGCAGCUCCGAAGAGACGGCCAGAGCUUUGCGGUCGGGCAAGGGCGGCUUGCUGAAUACACAGCGAAAGAACCUGCCGAUGGCCUCGCCGAGGUACGAGAGCUGCAGAAGCGCCAGCAAGGCGUUCCCGUGUUUCCUCAGCGGCGACACCAGGGUGAACGAGAACCCGGGUCUCACGCUGAUGCACGUGCUGUUCUUGCGGGAGCACAAUCGAGUGGCCGGGGAAUUGGAACGGCUGAAUCCUCAUUGGGACGACGAGAGACUCUAUCAGGAAGCGAGACGGAUCGUUAUCGCCGAGUUACAGCACAUAACUUAUAAUGAGUUUCUGCCAGUCAUCCUCGGGGAGAGCACCCUCGACAAGUUCAACCUGCGGCUGACACAGCGGGGCUACUUCCGAGGCUACGACAGCCGCGUGGACGCGACGCUCGCGAAUUCGGCAGCGUCGGCCGGGCUCUUCUUCGUCGCCGCGCUGACCCCGAAAACCCUCGAUCUCGUCGACUCGCGAUCGGCGCUCAAGUCUGGCGAAAGGUCCUUACUGUCGGCCUUCUACGCGCCGCAGGAGUUCUACGAGGCUGGCGCGAUCGACCGGCUGAUCGUCGGAGCUACAGCGGGACAUUCUAGGAAGCCUCUGCCUCCGGGCUUGAACGAAAUACUCCUGGAACGAUACUUCCACGACGGGAAGACCAACGACGUGGCCGUGGACUACGCAGCGCAAAUUAUACAGCAAGGAAGGGAUCACGGCCUACCGCCUUACGUCAGAUGGCGAGGCUUCUGUGAUCUGCCGGAUCUUGCCGACUUUCAGGACCUCAAAGGCACAGUGACCAAAGAUACUGUCGAGAAGCUCAGAGCAGUCUACAAGAACGUGGAGGAUAUAGAUCUAGUGACGGGAGCUCUUUCGGAAGCGCCGAUACCUGACUCUGUUCUCGGACCAACGUUUCUUUGUUUGUUAGGCCGAACGUUUCGGAAUAUCCGUUUAGGCGAUAGGUACUGGUAUGAAAAUGGAAACACCCCCGGUGCAUUUACGAUAAAGCAGUUGGAAGAGAUACGAAAGAGUACGAUGGCGCAAAUUUUGUGUCGCAACGGCGACAGGCUACAGUGGAUGCAGCCGCGAGCUUUUAUCUUGAAGGAUCCUUUUCUAAAUGGCAUGACAAACUGCACAGUCUACAUAGCAGGAUCCUUGAAUUUAACAGCUUGGAAAGAAAGGACAGAAGAUCCAAUUUAAUCUGAAACCUCACGUCCAUCAUCGUGACUUUAACAUUGCUCAUGUUAAACAAUGUUGUUCCUGACCACAUUAAGGAUCGCAUGUUCGAUUAAAAUCAGCGAGAUAUUUUGUUCCGCUACUACUUCCAAAAUCGCGCAAAUAAAAAAAAAACAUGUUACAUAGAUGCUAUCGCUAAGGUAAAUUGAUACAAUUUAUCUGUAGCGAUUAAUUGGAAAAAUGUGUAAUCGUCAUUUCACUUCAGAUACGGAACAAAUCAACUUUAAUCAA
Harpegnathos saltator (Jerdon's jumping ant) is the source of this 2513-nucleotide messenger RNA. Its product is annotated as peroxidasin. The transcript is spliced from 8 exons. Bases 129 to 2246 code for a protein of 705 amino acids. The record is from RefSeq and is a predicted model, not a curated record. Lineage: Eukaryota; Metazoa; Arthropoda; Insecta; Hymenoptera; Formicidae. Gene Ontology annotation, biological process: response to oxidative stress. Gene Ontology annotation, molecular function: peroxidase activity; heme binding.